CUGCUGUCAUCCAUGAUUCGGAGUAAUGUUUCCCAAUUUCAACCACUUGGUUUGCUCUUCCUCUCCACUUGGUUCUCGGGACCAACCUGCGCCACGCCAACCACCACCAACAAAAGGACAACCAAGCAGAAUUCAGGUGACUUGUUCGUGUGGGAGUUUGCGGGACGCUCCCUCACUCUCCUUGAGCGUCCCCGGCUCGACAUACUCCGAUGGGCGGGACUCCCUAUCAAUCUCGGGGAUGCACCUCCUGCAGAUAGCGGAGGAUCAGAGCAUUGCGACCUUGCAAAGCCCGAGUUUUCACGAUGCGUCAAGAGGGGCACGCGAUGUCUGGGCUAUGAGACAAAUCGGCAUUUCCUAUACCCUGGCGUCGAUGCUUCCGGCACAAGCAAGAGGCCCGUUACCCAGCUGCUCGGGCAGCUAAAACCGCUCGCACUCCCGGCGCCUCUGAAUCUGGGCACUGAAGCUCGAACCCAGCUCUUCUCCACAUUUUUGAACACUUUCUUUGCGUCCGACACCGAUCUCGAUGAUCUCAACGCAAGGGAUGAUAGCUGGUACUUUCUCAUGGCGCGGUUUCCGUCUCUAGCCGGCGAGUCGGCGCUGCUGGACAGGUCCAUCAUGGCCCUCGUGUGCGCAUUUUUGGGGAAGCAAGCCAACGACCUCCCGCUGAUGAAUGACGGCGGGGAAUUGUAUAGCGAGGCGCUAAGAGUGAUGGCAUGGAUACUUCGCCAGAAGCUUCCUCCGACGCCUCAUCUAUUUUACGCGACCAUCGUCUUCCACACCUACGAGGUGUUACUCCAGCACUGUCUCGAUCUGGCAGAGAGGCUGCGCACAUGUUCGCCUGAUGGGUUGAGCGAAAACUGCUCCUCAGAGACUCGACCUUCUGCGCCCUGGGAACGCACCAUGCUGCGACCUGCCAAUUCACAGCCCCUACCGUGGUCGGAGGAUGACCUCGCCGACCCGCCACUGUACCAAUUCACCAGCCUAGCCACAGCCAAAACCCAUCUACUCUUCUGGAUCGUGGCAUUGACGAUCCGCAGACGCAUUUACCACACCGUGACGCUGUGCCAGGAAGGUAAGGAACCGACGCCCGGUGCCGUUAUGCUGACAUUGCUGCGCGCGCCAGCCCGCGAAAUCCGCCGCACGGUGGCCUAUCACCUGCAGCCGAGAAAUCUGAUGUCCUCCGCGCAUGUCCUUCUAUUCGCAGUGGCUGUGGUGUCAAAGUGCUACCUUGACCGUUGCGACGAGGCGGGCUUUGCGUGGUGCCAGAACAUUUACCGGAUCCUUCAGUCGCGGGGGUGGGAGGUGGCCGGGCGUCUUGGUGACGCGGACCGGGAACUGUGGGCAUGCACGCACCUGGCCACAGAAGAGGACGUGGAAUUCAGUUCCCCUACCCAUGCCGAGCUGUAUCGUCGAGUUGUACAUACAAUCCCUGGGAAUUGCAGUGAGGAUAAUGAUCAUGAGAAUCAGGAGGAUUGGCUAGACUACCCUUUUCGCUAUGCUUCUGUUUGGUACCAUAGCGCUUACGUAUUUCUUUUACCAUGA
Molecule: messenger RNA, 1542 nt
Organism: Aspergillus uvarum CBS 121591
Lineage: Eukaryota; Fungi; Ascomycota; Eurotiomycetes; Eurotiales; Aspergillaceae
Exons: 4
Coding region: 13-1542 (509 amino acids)
Source: RefSeq, a predicted model, not a curated record